UCCAAGCUAAGGUUGGCGAACAUCAAAUUACAACUACUACUUUCCUUCUCUCCCCUCUCUCUCAAAGAAAGAAUGGCUUACAACACCACCACCUUGCUUUUAUCAUUUUCUUUGUUCAUUGUCAUUGUGAUAGUAGCACCCUCUCAGGGCUCGUCAGUGAAGGAGGCAAAAGUGCAAAUAGUGUUCAUGGAAAGAUAUCCGCAGGUAAUAGAAGUGCAGCAGCACUUGCGUGCCUUGGCUUCUAUACUUGGGAGUGAAGAGGCAGCGCGGAAAGCCAUCAUAUAUACAUACAAGAACACCAUCAAUGGUUUCAGCGCCAUGCUCACUGACUCACAAGUUGCCGCUCUUUCUAAGCAGCCUGGAGUGCUUAAGGUUCUCCCAGCUCCAUUGUAUCCACUUCCACAAGGGCAAGACCCAUCAUUAUCAAGUCCAUGAAGGCCACAAUAACACUGCAAAGCACCCCAACUUCAACCAUGAGCAUGUUAUGUAAUAUAGUAUGUAUAUUAUGUAAUGAUGUAUGUCUUCCUACAAAAUGGCUUAUCACUUAAAUCUCAGUAGGUUUCUG
Molecule: messenger RNA, 565 nt
Organism: Amborella trichopoda
Lineage: Eukaryota; Viridiplantae; Streptophyta; Magnoliopsida; Amborellales; Amborellaceae
Product: subtilisin-like protease SBT3.11
Source: RefSeq, a predicted model, not a curated record